GUCAGUAUCAUACUGGACACGUUUGGUAUCGGCAGUUUUAUGAGAUAUUUUAAACGAUCAUUUGAAUCGUUCGAUAGCAUCUACUGUCAUUUUUGAGAACGAAAUUUUGUUGCUAAUUUUUGGUGUAAAUUCAAGCAAUCAUAUUUUAAUAUCCGAAAUGAUUUCCAUCGAGCGAACAGCGAUGCUGAUCCUCGGGAUGGCUCUUUUCAUAACGUCAGGUUCCGCCUUACGUUGCUGGGUCUGCUCAUCCAACGUAAAUAACUUGUGUAAAGAUCCUAUGAACACUACGGAUCACCAAGCUGCAUUUCAUAUCAGAACUUGCGAUGUGGACUAUUACAGUUCUACAAAAGCUAUUUGCCGAAAAAUCGUUAAACAAGAAUAUGGCCAGCGAGUUGUCAUACGUCAAUGCUCCACUCCGUAUCACGAUGAGCUUGAUAUUACUGAUGGCCUAUGUGGCAAUUCCGCGACAGAGUCAGGACGCGGUGUAAUCGAAUCCUGCCACAUCUGCAGCACUGAUUUGUGCAAUUCCGCGACAGAGGCGUCUGCGACACAACUGCUUUGUAACGGCGCGCUGAUAUUUUUUGUCUACAUUUUCCAACAAUCGAAAUAUGGUUUGGUUCUUUAAUUUAUCGAUUGACGAUCCAUAGAUUAAUACGUACUA
This is a messenger RNA of Camponotus floridanus (Florida carpenter ant), 661 nucleotides long. RefSeq lists its product as uncharacterized. The transcript is spliced from 3 exons. The record is from RefSeq and is a predicted model, not a curated record. Gene Ontology annotation, biological process: sleep; regulation of synaptic transmission, cholinergic; positive regulation of voltage-gated potassium channel activity. Lineage: Eukaryota; Metazoa; Arthropoda; Insecta; Hymenoptera; Formicidae. Bases 158 to 625 code for a protein of 155 amino acids.